This is a messenger RNA of Carassius gibelio (silver crucian carp), 3372 nucleotides long. It is a transcript of the gene rab35b, whose product is annotated as RAB35, member RAS oncogene family b. The coding region runs from base 218 to 823 and encodes 201 amino acids. Gene Ontology annotation, biological process: endocytic recycling. The transcript has 6 exons. Gene Ontology annotation, molecular function: GTP binding; GTPase activity. The record is from RefSeq and is a predicted model, not a curated record. Lineage: Eukaryota; Metazoa; Chordata; Actinopteri; Cypriniformes; Cyprinidae. Gene Ontology annotation, cellular component: plasma membrane; endosome membrane.
UCCUCCGCCACUCAGUGCAGCAAGAGGAAGCGCCGUUUCCGGUAAUGAGCGAGUGACUGCUGACACCGACGAAGGCCGACGAAAAACCCGCUGCUUUCGGUAUCUACCUGUGGGAAAUUAUCCGCUCUUAUCCAAGCGGGACGUCAGACGGGUUUCAGACAAGCGCUCGCCCGGAGAGAGGAGCGAAGCCGCGGGGUUUGAACCUCCCAGCACCGGCAUGGCCCGCGACUACGAUCACCUCUUCAAGCUGCUGAUCAUCGGUGACAGCGGUGUCGGAAAGAGCAGUCUUCUCCUGCGCUUUGCAGACAACACUUUUUCAGGUAGUUACAUCACCACUAUAGGAGUGGACUUCAAGAUCCGGACGGUGGAGAUUAAUGGAGAGAAGGUGAAGCUGCAGAUAUGGGACACAGCCGGACAAGAGCGAUUCAGAACCAUCACAUCUACGUAUUACAGAGGAACCCAUGGGGUCAUAGUAGUGUAUGAUGUCAGCAGUGCCGAGUCCUUUGUCAAUGUCAAAAGAUGGCUGCAUGAAAUAAACCAGAACUGCGAUGAUGUCUGUCGAAUAUUAGUGGGCAAUAAAAACGAUGAUCCAAACUCUAAGGUUGUGGAGACGAAUGACGCACAGAAGUUUGCUGAGCAGAUGGGCAUCAGUCUGUUUGAGACGAGUGCAAAAGAGAACAUUAACGUGGAGGAGAUGUUUAACAGCAUCACAGAGCUGGUGCUUCGAGCAAAGAAAGAGUCUGUGGCCAAACAGCAGCAGCAGCAGCAGAACGAUGUGAUCAAACUCAACAAGAAUAGCAAACGAAAGAAAAAAUGCUGCUAGUGGACAAACAGAUGUUCCUCUGCACUGCGUUCUGCACACGCAUACGGACUGUGAUCGUCUCAGUUAAGAUUUCACAAAAAACACAGUGCGGACAAAUGCAGUCCUUUCAGGACCGAGACAAACCACAAAGACUUUUUAAAAGAAAAUGUACAGAUUUUAUGAGAGUCAAGGAGUUUUAUGUGGAAUUCGUGAUAUUUAAUAAAAGAUCCUCCUUCUUUAUUGAAGGACCAGCAAGCUGACGUGAUCGCAAAACCGUGCAGGUUUCUGUAUGCUUUCAGAAUUACUCUUCAGUGAUUAUAUAUCUCUAUUAUCCGCAUCUCAGGAGUGAUUUCGUUUUGCUUCUCUUUCUCAUGUGUUUUUUUUGGUGGAAUGCCAGUGUUUUUAUCUGUGAGAACAAUUUGCCUCCAAAACCCCCCACCCCUUUUAAUUUUUAUGAAAUUAUACAAAUACAGACGUUUACUCACCAUGGACUUAAUUGGAGACCGUUACCAACAACAUUUUUUAAACAAAUUUUAGAUCUUAUUGAUUGGUGAUCCAUCAUGUUUUCAUUCUCUGAUUGGAUCUUUUGUUAUCUGUCAAGCCUGUUCUUUCCUUUCAUUGACUGAAUCUCACAAAAAAAACAUCUCCAGGUCGCAUUUAAGAAUUAUUUAUAUUUUGCAUAAAGAAAAUGAAGACUUUGUUUAGGAUCAAGCACAUUUCAUGCCAAAUUCUUGGUGAAAUUUGAUGUUUAUACAUUGUAAAGUAGUCAAAUAUCAUCAUCAUAGUAUUUGUUGUGCUGCAUUUAAUUAAUGCUUAUUUAAAGAAAUCAUUGUAACAGUUUUUUUUUUUUUUGCUAUAGUACAUUUAAAUGACUAUUAUAGUAAUAAGAAUAUAAUGAGAAUUUAAACAUCUGGAUGCUUUUCAGUAAUGUGCAUUAAAAAGAGCGUUAGCAUGAAAAACUUGUAAUGGUCCUAAAAAAGAAGCUUCGGUUUUCAUGCAAAUGUUAAUUUCUUUUUGCCUUUUGGAUUUAAAAGUUUUUAUGAGAUUCACCGCAUUAGUUCAGGCUUCGGUUCUUCAUGAUGUGGACAGCAGAGCUCCUUUGACAUUCAAUGAAUUCAGGCUGGUGUUUUUCUGCUUUCGUUCUUCCCGUGAAGAUGAAGAGGAUGAGGGUAGAUGAUGCUGCCAUAAUCUCGUAACAGUGUUGCCGCACACUUCUCUUCGGUAUCAGUCGUUAUAGUAUUUCUCCGGACGCUGGAGUCGCAUCUUUGUGUUUGUGGAUGCAUUCGAUUGAAGCCAGUGUUAAAAACAAGAUUUCAUCUUCUGCGUCUCAUGGACGAGCGACAUUGUUGUGCCAUACAAGCUUGUAUGAAGUACAGUCACUUGGACCUGAAAGACGCUGAUACAAGGUUUUAAAACAUAAUUACCAUGUUUAUGCACGUUCCCAAAGGGUCUAUCGCUAAUAUGAAAUGUAAUUAGUUUUUAUUUGUGGAAGGGAUAUGUUGUGUUAAAGUGUUUAAGCCAAUGGGGUCAUCCCUAAAUUUCUUGAAUACACUCUUUUGACACUUUAUGGCAGGUCCACAUUUGACAGCUCUGCCAUCCUUCUGUGAAUCUCACCAAAACAGGACUUUGUCCUAAUUCACAUUAAAAGUAAUGGUUAGUUUUCACAAAGAAAAUGAAGCCGAUUAUUAGAGGCAUUAAAAUGUAAAUGUAAAAUUAACAUCAAUGUAAAAAUGUAGCAUUUUUUGCAAAGAAUUAAAAAUAUUUUUUUAUUAAGUUCAUCUAAAUUAGUCACCCCAACAAAAAUGAAAGUGAAGCCAAAUUUUAGCCACAUUAUUUUCAUUUUUCUGCAUUAAAUAUUAAUGUAAAAAUUUUGCUUUUUUGCAGAAAAUAAAAAAUAUUUUUUUUAUUGAAUAUGCAUAUAAAAUUGGUUUAUGCAAUGAAUAUAGACCUGUAUUUAAGUCAUCACAACAGAAAAAAAAUCCAUAUUCAUGUUCUUGUUUUGCAUUAAAAUAUUGAUGUAAAUUAUUAAAUUUUUGCAGAUAAGUACUAAAUACCGAAAAAAAAAAAACUUUAUUGAAGUCAUUACGAUUUUUUUGUGCAUUGUGCAUUUUUUGCGCUUUUUUAUGUAAUGCAAUGAAUUUAGAGCUGCAUUAUUAAUUAAUUACAACGACGAUAUAUAAAUACUUCAAAACUGAAAUAUGCAAAACAUGGAAAAAGAUUAAGGAACCUAAAAUGAGCUUCAUUUAAAAAUAAAAAUAAUAAUAUCUAAAAUGUGGUUUUGUUUUGUGAGAUUCACCAAUAGAAAUAUUUUCAUGAUUAAUUUAGUAAGCCAAAACACACCACAAGUCCUGGCUGUGCUGUGCGCCAAUUUCAAGCCAGUCAUGUGACUUCAGUUCAUCAUACGUGUGCAUGUUUGACAUACUAGCACAUGUCCGUGCAAACUGUGCUGGUUAAAACACUUUUUUUCAGCUGUGGUUCUAUCAUACACUGGAAAAAAGAAAUGUAUAGUGGACCUCCCCUUUAUGAAUGAAAUCAUUAAUAAAUAUUUUAAGAAUUAAUAUUUGACACAA